Hydractinia symbiolongicarpus is the source of this 2806-nucleotide messenger RNA. Its product is annotated as maternal embryonic leucine zipper kinase-like. The transcript has 23 exons. NCBI's taxonomy places the organism in Eukaryota, Metazoa, Cnidaria, Hydrozoa, Anthoathecata, Hydractiniidae. The coding region runs from base 378 to 2114 and encodes 578 amino acids. Gene Ontology annotation, cellular component: cytoplasm. The record is from RefSeq and is a predicted model, not a curated record. Gene Ontology annotation, molecular function: tau-protein kinase activity; ATP binding; protein serine/threonine kinase activity. Gene Ontology annotation, biological process: microtubule cytoskeleton organization; protein phosphorylation; intracellular signal transduction.
UGCAUUGCAUGUUAAACAAAAAAUAUAAGGUUUUGCCAUUUUGGAAGUACAGCUAUUUUAUUCUCUAAUAGAAUUUUUUCUCCUCAUUUUAUAAAAAACUAUUAAAUAUUAUGCUUCAAAGGGCCAUGUGAUAUUUACAAGCAUAUUAAAGUUUGUUUACAGGACAUAAACUCUAUUGUUUCCAACAUGCAAAAACAGUGCAUAUUUAAUAUAUAAAAUUUCUUUUACAGGACAUAAACUCUAUUGUUUCCAACAUGCAAAAACAGUGCGUAUUUAAUAUAUAAAAUUUCUUUUCUAGGGCAUAAAAACAAUAUUUAAAAAAAAUAAAAAAUUAUGAAUUGCCUAAUUGUUUUUGACAUUUAGUGUUAAUUAAUAAGAUGCCUGAAAGAAUUGUGUCAGUUUUUCCACCAGAGCUUGAUGACUAUGAAGAUAAAAAUGAAAAGCUGGGCGAAGGUGGAUUUGCAGAGGUGUAUUUGGCUGAACAUAAACAAACUGGAAUGAGGGUUGCUGUAAAAGUUAUGAAUAAAGCAAUGUUGGAAAAUAUGGGAGAUUUACACAGAGCAUACCGAGAAAUUGAUGCAAUGAAAAGAUUGGGAUGUCACCAACAUAUAUGUCAACUGUACCAAGUUGUUGAAACUGAUAAAGAUAUAUUCUUAGUUUUAGAAUAUAUAUCUGGUGGAGAGCUGUUUGAUUAUAUUGUGUCUCGUGAAAAAUUGUCUGAAAAGGAGAGUAGAAGCUUCUUUCGUCAAAUUGUAUCAGCUGCUGCUUAUAUCCAUUCUAAAGGAUUGGCUCAUCGAGAUCUAAAACCAGAGAAUAUGCUACUUGACAGUAAUAAUAGUAUCAAGAUUAUAGAUUUUGGUUUAUCUUCUAAUCCAAAAACUAACAUUCUUCAACCGCUUGCGACAUGUUGUGGUUCACCUGCUUAUGCUGCGCCAGAGUUGAUAUCUGGAAAGUCAUAUUUUGGUCCAGAGGCUGACCUUUGGAGUCUCGGUAUUGUUUUGUAUGGACUACUAAAUGGCUUUCUUCCAUUUGAUGUUGACGAUGAUGAACCAACAUAUGCAUUGUAUGAAAAAAUUAAACUGGGUGAUUUUGAAGUUCCAGAAUGGUUAAGCCCAGGGAGUGUGCAAAUAUUAACAAGAUUAUUACAAACGGAUGCAGAAAAGCGUAUCACAACAAAAGACUUAUUGCAGCAUUCUUGGUUAUGUGAAGGUUAUGGUGCACCAGUGAAGUGGGAGAGCACUUUGUCGAGAGAAAGUCCUGAUCCAAAAAUUGUGAACGAGUUAGCUGAUUAUUAUGAAGCAGUAUCAGAUGAAAGUAUGGCAGAUUUGAUUAAACAGUACAAAUACGAUUCGUUAACAGCACAUUAUUAUUUACUAUAUAAACAUCGACAAAAAACGCCGAGACCGAAAGUUUCGUUUAAAACACCGACAAGAGAAAAACCACAAAGCAGAAUACCACAAACUGGGCGACAAUGUGUAAGUUUAAGCAUUGAUGAUAUUGAUGUCACACCUACACGCCAAAGCAGAUCGAAAAGCUGUUCUACUGACAAUGAUGGAAUACCCUACAUUGACCCGUCUGGGGUGGAUUAUAUCUCCCCAUUAAGAGACACGAGAGAAAAAGCUGCUUCUCAAGUUGAUAAUCUCAACAGAUUAAUAUCUUUGACUCCAGCCAGGCCAAGACCUGUUUUUACUAACAAAAAAGUUGGACUAGCGGUUGGCAUCAUGACGCCAAAAUUCGCCAAAAGAAUUGGAAAACGAGUUGUAAACUUGAUGACUCCCAGGAAAAUUCCCACCUCAGAACAACCUAGAAAGAUUAAGGGCGUUUAUAAAGUAAGUACAACGUCAACCAAACCAGCCAAAAUUGUCCGACAAGAAGUUGAAACGGCCUUAGCAACAUUACGUGAUUCAGAAAGAUUGUACGGCUAUGAAGCUUCGAAAUUCAAGUUUAAAUGCAAGGGACGCGAUGAAAGAGGUGCCAAACUUAUAUUCCAACUGGAAAUCUGCUCUGUUCCUGGUCUUGAUACUAUAGUAGGUAUACGCCACAGCCGUUUAAAAGGAGAUGCUUGGGCAUACAAGAAAACAUGCGAUAUGAUACUUGGGAUGAUCAAAAUUUAAAUACAUGAUAACGCGGUUAUGAAAUGUAUAUAAACAAAAUUUUUUUGGUAUAUUAACCAUUUUGUUAUUCAGAGAAAGGCGAGCUCGCUGAUUGAUGUUACACUGUCAAAUUAUAGAACUCAUUUUAAGCUUGUUAUGCUUAGCUUAUACAUAUGUAUAUAUAUCUAUAUGAUUGUUAGUGUGGGAAGCCACAAAAGCAGGUUUAAGAUAUCAUUGUUGACAUCUCGCGAAUUUCAGUCUGACUUUAUUCAGUAUGUCAGAUACUGUGAUCACAAAAGACACUGCCUUAAUAUUACUAAUUUUCGCUGGUGUUAGUUUUUGCGCUUUGGUCAAACUCGCAUAAUUUGUGUACCAGCAAAAUGCUCUUUAAGAUGCUAUUCGCGAAAAUGAAUACAAGAAAAAAUAUCAAGAAAUUUUUAAUUUUUUUGUGUCAGAGUGAAAAAGAUGCCAAUGUCAACCGCACGGGAUCAUUGAAAGUGUGCUUUAGUGAGUAACUGUUUGACAAAAAAUAUUAUUUUCUUUUAAAAGUGAUUUGGGAAAAUGAAUAACAUUUUGUUUCCGUAACAAUUCUCACCAUAAUACUGCAACAAGCAGAAACCCCACAGUCGUAUAUUAUAUCAAGUAAAUUAUCUAAAGAAUUUCUAUGUAGCUCAAAAAUAUUUGAAUAAAAAUAUUUAAAAAUUUUUUUUCUA